AAGAUUGAGCACCUCCUACUUCCGGCAAUAGCUGUAUGAAUUAUGAGUCAACAAGUAUGAGCGGUAGAUGGGGUAUUUAGACAAGUACGCGAGCCAUCGCCACAGAAGCUCAAUCUUGGUCCCGGCUCCAUCCCAUCCUCAGCCAGUGUCACCAUUCGCUUUGAACUUCAGGACGACCACAUUACUGCAAUGUCAUCCUCAGACCUACAUCCGAACGGUCGACUGGUCAAUAUCGGCACUCACAAUCUCGCCCUCUACUCUCAUGGCCUCUCACCUUCCUCGCCUAACGACCCAGUCGUGGUAUUCAUCUCAGGCGUAGCAAGUGAUGCCCUGAACUGGCAAGCUGUGGUGCGACAGCUAUCUCCCUCUGUCCGCACCUACACAUACGAUCGCUCCGGCUAUCGCAACUCUGAAUCCUCACCACUCGCUCCAUCGGCCGAGAACAUAGCUUUGGAGCUCUCGCUCAUGCUCGAAAAAGCACCAAUCUCCAAUCCUCUAAUUCUGGUUGGACACUCGUGGGCUGGCAUCUUAAUUCAAGAGUUCAUCGGCAUGAAAGGAACAGCUCAGAUCGCAGGUCUGGUGCUUGUCGACGCCAAUCAUGAAACCGCACCGCUGGUCAUGAAUGUCAACGACCCCAUUCUCUGGAAUGAGAUUGCCGCUGGUAUCGAUGCAUACUCUGCCUGGGGCGUCAGGUCCGAGCACAAGAUGACGCCUGAAGAGUGGGAUGCCUUUGAAGCCGCGGAGUCAACUGACAAGUACAAGCUGAUCGCGCACAAAGAGGAUGUCGAGCAAUACUCGCAAAGCUUUGAGACGCUACGCAUGAAGGAGCUUAGCAAGCGGCAGCCAUUACUUGGAAACAAGCCAGUCUAUGUCAUUGCCGGCACACGAAGCAGAGACUGGACAGGACUAUACAAUGCAGGCGUAGCCAAGGGUAAUGGGAGCGAGGAAGAGAGGAGGCAUGUCAAAGAGAUGAUUGCAACAGUUGACGAGAAGAACGCUGGUUUGAUGAGGGAAUUUCUGAAGCUCUCUACCAAAAGCGAGCUUGUAUUUGCUACAAAGAGCGGUCACUUUGUUCAAUUGUUUCAGCCAGAAAUCGUCAUUGAAGGUGUCAAAUGGGUUCUCAACAAGCGAACAGUAUCCGCUUAGCUAAUCACAUGGACCAAUAAGAAUGCUUCCAUAUCCCAUUCAAGCAGCGUGAAUACUCAGUAAUGGUCGGUAGCUUAGGAAGAGGAGUGGGGAGUGGAGGAAGGAAGUCGCCCGCGCCAAGUCGCUCGUUUCUGAACUCUCCCACCAACGAAGAUUGCACCAUGACUUUACUUCUACACCAUCACCCGGUUAGUAGCCAGUAGCAAUGAACUCUGCAAGCUAUUCGUCGA
Molecule: messenger RNA, 1376 nt
Organism: Aureobasidium pullulans EXF-150
Lineage: Eukaryota; Fungi; Ascomycota; Dothideomycetes; Dothideales; Saccotheciaceae
Product: alpha/beta-hydrolase
Exons: 1
Coding region: 190-1146 (318 amino acids)
Source: RefSeq, a predicted model, not a curated record